UAGUGCGCGCGCUGCAGCAUUCCACUCGGUUCGCAAACGAGAACAGCGAGAAAAACCGACCAACCGAGCCGCCAAAAAUACCCUCUCCGUCCACAUUCAUCAACCGGUGUGUGUUUAUUGUAACCGGUGUCCCGUUAUUCCGUUCUAAAGCAGUGCGCACCUGUGAGUCCACCGGAGAACCAUGGCCAAAGAAGAUGAGAAGAAGGAAUCGGGCGAGUGGAAGGACUUCUUCUGGAACCCGCGGACGCACGAGCUGCUCGGUAGAACGGCAAGCAGUUGGGGUCUCAUUCUGUUGUUCUAUCUGGUCUUCUACACGUUUCUGGCUGGCAUGUUCUGCCUCACCAUGUAUGUGAUGCUGCUGACACUAGACGACUAUAAGCCCACCUGGCAGGACCGCCUGGCAUCACCAGGCGUGAUGAUUCGGCCGAAAGGAGAUUCUCUAGAAAUCAUUUAUAAUGUGGAGAAAACAGAAAGCUGGGACAAGUAUGUUCAGGCCUUGGACAACUUCCUCGCACCGUACAACGAAUCUCAGCAGGUGAUGAAUAAUGACGCGUGCACUCCAGAUCAGUAUUUUUAUCAGGAAGACAGUGGUGAAGUGCGCAACAACCCCAAACGCUCCUGCCAGUUCAACCGCACCAUACUUGGGAACUGUUCUGGACUCACUGACCGCACGUACGGUUACCAGAGCGGCAAACCCUGCGUGCUCAUCAAACUCAACCGGGUGAUCGGUAUGCUGCCUAAUAAUUACGGACAAUCUCCAAAUGUCACCUGUGGAGCAAAGAAGGAGGACACUGACAGUUUGGGUGAAAUUGAAUACUUUCCUCCAGAUGGAGCCUUCAACCUCAUGUACUUCCCGUACUAUGGCAACAAGGCACAGGUGAAUUACUCGCAGCCUCUGGUGGCCGUGAAGUUCCUGAACAUCACCCUGAACACAGACGUGAACGUGGAGUGUAAGAUCAACUCCAACACCACUCAAUUCAGCGAAAGGGACAAGUUCGCCGGCCGUGUCUCCUUCAAGAUCCGCAUCAACAAAAAUUAAAGCGACCACAUCUGACACACACACACACACACACACAAACAUUCAGACACGUCCUGUUUAAAAGUGAAGUUUAGGAGGUGUCAUUCAUCUCAAAGUGUCGCCAAAUUACUGUCUACAUCAUGGAUUCUGUGUGUGUGUAAGAGUGUGUGUGUCUUUGUAUCUCUGUGUGCUUUGAGUAACUGUCGUCAUACCCAGCUGAUAUCAUUCCAAAGUGAAUUCAAGAGAACUGGAGGAAAAUAUCAUUGAGUCGUUCUAAUACUGACAGUCCACAAACAAUACGGUGAAUUUAGAUGGACCAGAAUAAUUCAAAUCAAAAGGUGCAUAUGAGUGAAUCUCACGCAACAUAUCAAGAACAUGUCCGGGUCAUAUUUUUGCCAAAAAUUAAAUAUAUACAGUAUGUGUAUUUGCAUGAAGAAAAUUAAGCCUAUUUUUUGGACCAGUGAGAUUUUUUGCAUUGUGAAAUUAUAAAAAACAAAAAAAUAAAAUAAAAUAAAAUAAAAAUAGUAAUUAAUUAAAUUAAGUAUUUAUAAGUCACUGUAGUUCUUUGCUGUACUGAAUUUAAUUCGUGCUAAUUUAAAUACAAAAAUCAUUGUAUUACAAUAAUGAGAAUUACCAUUGAGGAAAACAUUUUGGGGAAAAUACAGUAUGUUUAGCUGUCAUGAAAAUAAUGUCACAGUUCAAACAAAAAAUAGGUUUAAUUUCAUUAAAGGUGCUGUAAGCGAUUUCAGCUGUUCUACUUCCACAUGACUGAGCCGCUGGAUUAGCCACGCCCCCUCUUUCCAAAACCCCGCCCUCCAAAGAUACCAAAUGAGCUUUAUUGAGGCCGACACGAGCAUAAACGGUUGUUAAAAACAACAGCGGCAAAAUAGCGCCCUCAACUGACAACUGUUAUGAACAACAUGGCAUAAAAAUGGCAUUAAGCCUCAAUAAUUCGCUGCAACUACAAUACUAUGAGAACAUGCUAAAUGAUUGACAAGCAGAAAGUGGCAGAGACCGUGGCCUGCGGACACAUUUUUUGCAUACCUUUCCAUGAAAAAAAUCGCUUACAACACUUUUAAUUCAGAAUUCAAAUUUCUUAUUUUAUUCUUUUGAUUUUUGAGUUAAAAAUAUCCCGGGUAAUUUUUCAUGAGAUUCACCCAUAAAAUGUAUUAAGAUAGUUUGGGGCAUACAUUUUUUUUGUAAUAACAUUGUAAGUAAAUAAUAUAUAAUACAACUUAAAGCUGUCUCAUACAAUUCAUAAGCCUGACUUAAUUCUAUGAGUAAUAAUAUUAAAUGUGUAACAAAAGCGCUAAUCACAGAUUACAUGAUCAAUAAAUAGAGCCAUAAUAAUCAUAUCAACAGUUGUUCGCCCCAUAAUCAACUUAUGAUUAACGUAACGUAUCGCAAAUUAUGAUAUCUUAUCUAAUUUAUUUAUGCGUGCAUUUAUUUAUUUAUUCAAAUACAUUUAUUAUUUUAUUCAUUUAUGUUUUAUUUAUUAUCUGAUUUGUUUUUUUAUAUAAUGUAGUUUGUGAAAACACUUUUGUAACACUAAUGUUCACUAACGCACACAUACACAACGUUAAACUGAAAUGAUUGGCUGACAUUCUGCACAUGCUCAGAUUGCACUCGACGACUUACAAAUUAGCCAAUCAGCUUCAAGCUGCGCCAUAUUAGUUUGUGAAUAAUUUGCAGAAUUGUUAAAUGACUGAUAAAUUAUUUGCUCCAUUCAAAAUGGUUCGGCCCAUCUAAAUGUGUACACAGCAAUACCUUUUGGUCCAUGAGUGUACCGUUAAUACUUGUAAAUAAUAACGAAUCUGGGGUAGCUAGCGACGAGAGUAGUUAAGAGGGGAUUUCAGGGGGAAAAAAUGUAAAUUAAGAAAAUUUGCCAAUCCAAUAUGUACUAAUGUAGAUUAAUGAACAAACGUGUUUUUCUUCCCAAAACAAGCACCUGUGUUUUUUUUUACUCAUUUGUUGUCGAGCACAUUAUGGGUUAGCCUUACGUUAGCGCCCAUUAGCACAGCGCAAGUAUGAUGCGAACAUUACCUGCAUAUAUCUUUGUUUCUUCUUAGCUUUGGUAGAAUUUUAGGUUUUUAUCAUGUGUUUUGACAUGUGGAUGUUAAAGAGGAUUGAACGUAACCUGCCCGUCAAAACUCGUGAUUUGCAAGCAGGUUAGCAUAGAGCUGUGUAGAGACAUUUUUUUGCGUAGUGCUUAUUAGAGAACCACUAGCCUGCUGUCUUCGACGCACGGGUGGCCUGACUGUGUUUCAUAUUCUUUUGUGUUUCUCACAAUCCUUAAUUUUGCCCCGAGUAGUGAAUCCGUGUUUCUGUUCGGUUACUGCCACAGUGUUGUGCGUUCGAAACGUCAGAGGGUGUGUGUUUGAAAAGUGUGUGGAAAAGAGCCAAUCGCUGCCAUAUAUUCAAAAUAUCAUCAUGAGUCCAUCCUUCGCACAUCAGUACAGAACUAACGGCCCCGAUGUUUGGGAUCAGUUUAAUGUUUACACAGUGCAGUGACUAAUAACUAGAUUAGCCGCAUACUAAACUAACGCUGCCUGCCGUACGUUUACUGAGAUCUACUCUACGUGUGCUGCCUGACCGCCAUGAAAUAGAUUUUAUAUGUUUUUAAGAGACGGUAAAUCUAAUUAUUGCACAUUCUUUUCAACUUGUGUACUUUAACUUAGAUGCGGCAGCGGUGCAUAUAAGCACGUCGCUGCACCGAGUGUUUGUAUACAGCACAUAACCACUUUUCAUAUGCUUUACAAAACACUCAUUUUUAUAUGAGGUUCUGGGCAAAACUGCCCUGGAUCUAAACAAAAACUUGCACAUCACCAUGGAAAAAGAAUGUGUGAUGUAAUAUAUGUGAUGGAGUGACGUCAUAAGUGUGCGCUGUACAGAAAACAGUAACAUCACGAUGCCAUAUUUGUGUUGCAGUAUUAUUGCACUGCAUAAAUUCAUUUAAUUAGUCCAUGUUUUUGUCUUGUUUUCCAGUAAACAUGUCUAAAAAUUCUUAAAACAAGAUAAAUUUACCUGAGAAACAAAAUUGUGCAAGAUCAUAAGACUCUUGAAUUAAGUUAUUUCUUGUUAUAAGCAUAAACCUGACUACAUUUAAUUAAAUGUAUGCUUAACCCUUGUGCGAAAAUUUAAAAAAGUUACUCAGAGGUCCUUAGAGGAUAAAAAUGUCUGCGUCAAAAAACUGCCAUAAUAAUAUUAUAUAUUAACCAACAUCAGUUCUGAUCAUAACUACCAAUUAUUCAUUCAUUUUCAGGAUUUUAGCCCUUUAAAUGCCAGUUUGUUUAUAUAAUGCCACUGUUGUUUUUUACACACACACACACACACACACACACACACACACACACACACACACACAUUUCUCAGUACACACAUACAAAACACACUCUGACAUCCAUACCAACACACACACACACAAUUUUAUCUGCAUCAUUUAUUCAAUUGUCCUGCAGUGCUCUAUAAUACAGCAAACAGAGAAUAGGGGAAAAGCAUGUAUUUGCUCCAUAGGCUAAACAUGAGAAAAAUGGUGCCAUCUGGUGGAAAAUAUUAAAAUGUAAAUGUUGAAGCCAGAGCUCUGGAAUGAAAGCAUAAUAUCAUAGAAUUCAUGAUUUUAUGCUUUAAUGGCACUGGGAUCAAAUAUUGCAGCUUUAAUGGGUUUCAAUGGGGACAUUUUUGUCCUGAAGGUCCUGAGUGUAACUAUUUUGUGUACACAGUGUGUUAUAGAUGUGUUAUAGGAACUGAGGUUGAAAUAUCAAAAUCCCCCCAAAAAUACACACCUUUGGCAACAUUUAUGCUGUUAGCAUUUACACAGCCAAAAUGAUCGAAAAACCUAAAAUGAAAAAGACAAAAAUGUCCCGAAGGUCGCACAAGGGUUAAAAGUUUAAUUUAUGCUUAAAACAAGAAAAUAAACUUAAUUUGAGAAAUAUUAUAUGAAAAAUAUUUCUAAUAUCUUAUGCAAUUUUGCAUCUCAAAUUUAUCUUGAUUUAAGGAUGUUUACGCUGUAUUUUGUAUGUAUAUAUAUAUAUAUUUUUUUCAACAAAAUUUGAAUAGAAAAAAUGCUAAAGUAAAAUUGGUUAACCUUACCAUAUACAGGGAAAAAUCAUAUAUUUAACAAGCCACUACAUUAAAUUCUACUGUAAAAAUGUUUUUUAGAAGUAAAAAGUAUGAAUUACCUUAGUAUUGCCAGUAGGUUUGUACAUCAAUAUAAAUUCGUUUAAUCAUAUGUAUGGUUGCAAAUCGUAAAAUGUAUUUUAGACAUCCUGUAAUGCCUAAAAAUGCUGUUACUGUAUCCACAGCUGCCCUUUUUUUUUUUUUACCAUAUAUAUAUAUAUAUAUAUAUAUAUAUAUAUAUAUAUAUAUAUAUAUAACAAGUUUUUUUUUUUUUUUAACAGUAUAGAUAUUUUUGCUGGAAAACAAGACAAAAAUACUAAUUAAGAAAAAAUCUUCAAGGUUGUUUUAACAAUAUCAUUGACACAUAAAGGAAAUGUGACAAACACGUACUGUACAUACAAACAUUGGCAACGACAAACACAGCUACGUUAUGAAAACUUCGAUAGAGCUUUUUACUCAUGCACACUGAUGGCACCGUUGAUCUCUUUGUCUGUGUCUCUCCAAACCAAUAACUCGACACACACUCAUCAUUGCCGGAUGAUUUAAUAGUUCACAAACGCACUCCGGUCUCCCAUCUGUCUCUCAUAGUGAAACAGUGUCUUUUCUUUCUUCACUCAAUGUACAAACACUGCUCAAAAACUAUAUGUAUCUUAUUAAAUAUCCUGAAUAUACUGUUAUAUAUUGCCUGACAUGAAAAUUGUGAAACUUAUAUUCAAAAGACAAAUAAUUAUCAUUAUAAAUGAAAAGUGGAAAACAGGAAAUAAAAACAUCUCGUGUUUAACAAA
Molecule: messenger RNA, 5919 nt
Organism: Myxocyprinus asiaticus (Chinese sucker)
Lineage: Eukaryota; Metazoa; Chordata; Actinopteri; Cypriniformes; Catostomidae
Gene: atp1b2a
Product: ATPase Na+/K+ transporting subunit beta 2a
Exons: 7
Coding region: 182-1039 (285 amino acids)
Biological process (GO): intracellular potassium ion homeostasis; sodium ion export across plasma membrane; potassium ion import across plasma membrane
Cellular component (GO): sodium:potassium-exchanging ATPase complex
Molecular function (GO): ATPase activator activity
Source: RefSeq, a predicted model, not a curated record